CUCUGAGGUCACAGCAAUGAGACCACAGCUGACUCCCCCUCCCAGGGCCAACUCCCUGGUGACUUCUGUGAUGUCUUGGUUGGCAGCAGCCCACAGGGUGUGAAAACACACACCUGUCAGAGCAGGACAGGGGCGGCCAGGCCCCAAGAGGAGCAUUCUGUGCUUAAACACGGCUGAGAGCACAGCGUGCCAGGUCCUCCCCGCAGAAGCGUGGGCUUAGGGCGUCUGUGCAGGGACCUGCGUGGGGAGGACGGAGCCGGCGAGAUGCUCACGGCCCGGGUUGAAGUCCAUCUUCCGACCUCGUGUUAGAUCUCACAGAUGCCUGCCAUUGGCCAUCAGAAUUACACACAAAGCAUCAGGACUGGGAAAAUAAAUCAAGUCUUGUCACACUCGAGAGAGAAAGUAACCACAAGACAAAGACCAUGAGUUCACUUCAUCUUAGGAAUCCUGCAGAUGUACAGUUUUGCUUUCCAUUGGUUAAUACUUCAUGUCCUACAAAGGAGAGGCCCAUGCCAACUAUCUGUGCCAUGUACAUGGUCAUGACUGUUGCCAUAGUGAUGACCAUGCUGGGCAACAUGGCUGUGAUCAUUUCUAUCACCCACUUCAAGCAGCUCCACUCCCCAACCAACUUCCUCACCCUCUCCAUGGCCACCACUGACUUGCUGGUAAGCUGUGUGGUCAUGCCCUUCAGUAUGGUCAGGUCCAUCGAUUCCUGCUGGUACUUCGGAGAUCUCUUCUGCAAAGUGCACAGCUGCUGUGACAUCAUGCUCUGCACCACGUCUAUUUUUCACCUCUGCUUCAUCUCCAUUGACCGCUACUAUGCUGUUUGUGACCCUCUGCACUAUGUCACCCAUAUCACUGUGCCUGUCACAGAGUUCUUUCUGCUCAUCAGUUGGACUGUUCCCGUGUUUUUUGCCUUUGGCCUGGUCUGCUCAGGAUUAAAUGUAAUUGGUGCAGAAGAUUUUAUUGCAGCCAUCGACUGCACAGGUUUGUGUGUGUUGAUAUUUAACAAGCUCUAGGGGGUGCUAGCUUCCCUUAUAGCUUUCUUUAUUCCUGGGACAGUCAUGGUGGGGAUUUACAUACACAUUUUCACAGUAGCCAGGAAGCAUGCCAAGCAAAUUGGCACAGGUCCUAGGACAAAACAGGCUGACUCAGAAACCAGAAUGAAAGUGACAUC
Molecule: messenger RNA, 1177 nt
Organism: Heterocephalus glaber (naked mole-rat)
Lineage: Eukaryota; Metazoa; Chordata; Mammalia; Rodentia; Bathyergidae
Source: RefSeq, a predicted model, not a curated record